AUGAGUUCAUCUAUUUUAACUCAAGGUGGAAAAAGAGUUGCUGUUUUAGGUGGUGGUGUUUCUGGUCUGACCGCUUAUCAUUAUCUUACGAAGCGUGUGGGUUUAGCAGCACAACUAAGAGCCAAGCAAAAUGAAGACGAUAUGCUAAAGAUCGAUUUGUUUGAGAGUUCGCCGAGAACUGGUGGUCGUAUCGAGACAGAGGUAUGGGAGAAGAGUGUUAUCGAGCGAGGACCAAGAUCGAUUCGUGUCGCCGGCCACGGUAUUCAUACACUGGAUCUGGUGGCGGAGCUGCGUCUGGAGAAUCAAAUACUGUUCGCGUGCAAGAAGGCAAAAACCAGAUAUAUGUUGAUCGACGGCAAAGUUCAACCGUUGCCAUCGAGUUUUCUCAAUGCCGUGCGCUUUGGAUUCUCCAAUGGCUUGGUGUAUCCGAUACUCUCAGAGAUCUUUAGAUCGCGUAGCAAAGAGGAGGACGAGUCGAUACAAUCGUUUUUCAGUCGUCGUUUAGGUGAGAAUGCAGCGUCGAUGUUUGUCGAGCCAGUUUGUUUAGGUAUCCACGGUGGUGACUACACACGACUGUCUAUUAAAUCUUGUUUCCCAUCGUUGUAUGAGUUGGAGCGUGAGAGUGGAUCACUCAUAUUGGGUUCGCUGCUCGCCAAGAAGAAACAAGAGGCAGAGUCAUUGGAAAAGACUGCAUUGUCAUUGGAUCACGAUUCCGUUAGGCGAGUCAAAUCCAUGUUGAACAAAGACAACGAUUCCACUAGAAUCUUCUCAUUUAAAGACGGAGGUCUACAGAUGUUGACAGACAAACUGACCAAAUCGAUUCCAGAGCGUAAACUCUAUAUGAAUACCCAUAUACAAUCGAUUGAACGAAGCGAUAAGAACGGUACUCCUGUUUAUAGGCUAGUUGAUAGUCAUGGAAACGAACAUGAAUAUGAUACUGUUGUAUCUACCGUGCCUCUACAUCAAUGGGCGUCCAAGAAACCACUGGGUUCAUUCGAUAGUGAGCUGGCGGCAUUAUGCUCCAAGAUGGAAUAUUCCAAUAUCGCUGUUGUCAAUCUUGUCUAUGAUUCAACACCCGUUAGAGCUAGAGUGUCAGGACUUGGAUUUGGAUAUUUAGUUGCAUCGCGUGAAGGUUUGCCUGUAUUAGGUGUCGCUGUGGACAGCAAUACUUUCCCAGAGUCGGCAGGCAUGGGUAAUGGUGGUGCCAGAUCGAUUAUCACUGUAAUGAUUGGUGGUAACUCUGGCAUUUCACAACGCAAUCCUCAAUGGCAAGAUGUCAUCAACAUGAAAAAGUCUACACUUAUCGAUAUCGCGAUUAAGCAUGUCGAACAAUACCUAGGAUUGAACGAAGCACAGACCCGUCCUAUACACACCGCAGCCACCAUCUACCACAAUGCAAUUCCACACUAUUCAGUUGGACACCAAGCACUCUGUAAACAAAUCGAACAGCAUCUCCAAGAUAAAUACAAGGGUACAUUGCAACUCGGUGGAAAUCAUAUGAUUGGAGUUGGUGUAAACGACUCAAUCUACAACUCGAAGUCAAUAGCUCAAAAGGUUAUAAAUAGAAUAUUUAAUAACAACAACAAGGAUAAUGUACACUAUCGUACUGAUAUUGUUAAAUAA
This is a messenger RNA of Heterostelium album PN500, 1623 nucleotides long. It is a transcript of the gene hemG, whose product is annotated as protoporphyrinogen/coproporphyrinogen oxidase. The transcript has 3 exons. Lineage: Eukaryota; Evosea; Eumycetozoa; Acytosteliales; Acytosteliaceae. The record is from RefSeq and is a predicted model, not a curated record. Gene Ontology annotation, molecular function: protoporphyrinogen oxidase activity, oxygen as acceptor. Gene Ontology annotation, biological process: heme biosynthetic process. Gene Ontology annotation, cellular component: mitochondrial inner membrane. Bases 1 to 1623 code for a protein of 540 amino acids.